CAGAACCCUGAAAGAUUUACAGGACAUGGUUUUCGGCGAUCAUCCGCUUCAUUACUAGCAAGUACAGGUGCUGAUAUGGAUACGCUGUAGAGAGGCACGGUGGAUGGAAGUAGUCUUCUGUUGCAGAAAGCGUUUCCAAGACUGCGGAGAGACGGAGCGGGAGAGCUGCUCAACGGGGAGCGGGCCAGUGCAGCCCCCGCCACUGGACAACUGGCGGCUGCGUUCGGAUAUGCACUUCACUCCGCAGGCCAGGAUUGGAAGGGACGAUGAGGGGAAGGAGACGUCAAGGUCGAGGAGGUCGGACUUCUGUCUCUCGUACCGGAUUAGCUCUUUCAGAUGAAACAAUGGCUCGUGUAAUGUUCUUCUGGAAUCCAUCAUAUGCUUUUGAGCAUCAAUA
Gryllus bimaculatus (two-spotted cricket) is the source of this 397-nucleotide messenger RNA. Lineage: Eukaryota; Metazoa; Arthropoda; Insecta; Orthoptera; Gryllidae. The record is from the annotation of a GenBank genome assembly.